GAGAGAGGGGAGAGGAGCGUUGCUGGAGGGAGACGCUUUCCCCUCAGCCAGUUGGAAGAGCAACGCCAGGCUUGGCACCGUGAGUGAUGACCGUGGCGCACAGAGACUCGGGCGACCGGGAAUAAUUCAAAGGAAAGAAGAAAAAGAAAACGACAGACAGACAGAGCAGAAGAGGGUGCUCCGUUUUGUUCUUCUUCUUCAGUUUGUGGAUACCUGCGCGUCUCCGCCUUGGCCGCAGGUGCACCACAGUCCCUCUGAAGGGCGAGUUUUUAUUUUGAGGCAAGUGAGAGAAGAACAAUCCUUCUGGGAUCCCCCCCCCCCCCCCCCCCCCCCCUUCUCGCCCGGUCUCAUCCGUCCCUCGACCACGCGGGCGGCAAACUUUCUCAGCAAUUUCAACUGCUCCUGGCCAACACAAUGUAAAAUGGGAGCUCUGGCUUUUUGUUUUUAAUUCCUGGACACCGGAUUACAUCGUCUCAAAUCAGAGAGCAGAAUUCAAAGCUCAACUGCAAACUUGUGAACUGUGACGCGAAUCGGAGUCUGUCAAUUGUUUUGUUUUUUAAAAAUUUUUUUGAUUACAUGUGUUGGAGAAAGAGAACAAUGUCUGGAUUACUACAGCCGCUGCCUCGGGGAAGAGGUGCGGAGUGAGGAACGCACAGAGGAAGAGGAGAAGAAGGAGGAGGAGGAGGAGGAGGAGAGAAGUCGGUGGCGUGUACAGCCGCCGUCCUCGUUAGCGUCUUUGCCGCACGGGCUUUAAACCGCCUCCUUCUUUUUACUGGAUACAGGGACUCCCAUCAAGAGACGCUCGGGAAGGACCUGCCUUCACACCCUGGGCCAGUGGGAGGUGACUGUCAGAAGAAAUGCCGGUCCCAGGUGCCCUAGCACAUCACCACAGGGACCAUGGCAACUCCUUGGCCAAUGAGAAGAGAGAGGUGCACCCAUGGCUCCGCCUGCCUUGCUAGAUGGUCGGCGGCUUCCUUGAUGCUCCUAUGGUUGCCGUGGGUGUUGCUAUGGCAGCCGUGGCCCGUCCGAACUGAGCAAGUGGGCGGCGGGGGACACGGUGGGAAGGCGCUCCACAGUUCUCUAACAUCUCCCUCGUCCUCGUCGUCUUCAUCGUCCUCCUCCUCCUCUUCUUCCUCGUCCGCCUCCGGCUCGUCAUUGUGGGGCUUCAGCGCGAGGCAGAGUGGAGGGCAGCUCGACUGGCUGCUGUCGGAGAAGGGACCUUUCCACAGAUGUCCGGAGUACACCGAGUUCAGAGAGAGGUUCCAGCAGGGAUUUUCUACCAGAUACAAGAUUUACAGGGAGUUCAGCCACUGGAAGGUGAACAGCCUGGCCACGGAGAAGAGAGAUUUCCACAAAGCUCCGUUGCCCUUAGCGCCAGAGUUCCUGCGCAACCUCCGGUUACUGGGGCGACGACCGACCCUGCAGCAAAUCAACGAAAACCUCAUCAAGAAGUAUGGGACCCACUUCCUAGUGUCUGCUACCCUGGGAGGAGAGGAAUCAUUGACCAUCUUCCUGGACAAGCAGAGGCUCAAUAAGAAGUCGGAAGGCAACAGCAACAGCUCUGUGGUGUCCCUGGAGCUGCUCCAUCAGUUGGCGGCUUCCUACUUCACAGAUCGAGAGAGCACCCUCAGGCGACUGCACCACCUCCAGAUCGCCACCUCUGCAAUCAAGGUAACUGAAACAAGGACGGGUCCUCUCGGCUGCAGUAACUACGACAGCUUGGAUUCAGUAAGCUCUGUGUUGGUGCACAGCCCAGAAAAUAAGAUCCACCUAAAGGGCUUGCAAGAUGUCCUUCCAGAGUUCCUGCGUGGGCGCUUUGUGGAGGCAGCCCUCAGCUAUGUGGCCUGCAACUCGGAGGGCGAGUUGCUCUGCCGCAACAACGAUUGCUGGUGCCGGUGCUCCCCCCGCUUCCCGGAGUGCAACUGUCCCUUCGCUGACAUCAAGGUCAUGGAGGAGAACCUGGAGAAGAGCAAAGAUGCUUGGAGCGGCCUCAACCAAGAGUUCAUGGAAUCAGAUGAGUUCAAAGCCUUCCUGAAGCGCUUGCCCAAUGACCGGUUCUUGAACGCGUCAACGAUUGCCAAGUUCUGGUCGGCGGACGUGUCCCUACAGAAACGCUACGGACAGCUGGAGUCCAGCACCGCCCUGGUCCUGGGAAAGGCCCAGAAGAUCGUCAGGAAACUGUUCACCCUGAGCAAACGUUGCCCCAAGCAACCUCGCAUCAGCCUGCCCCAAGACAGGUCUGCCGGGUUUUGGCGGAGCAAGGCCCAGUCUCUGCUGUACUGCAGUGAGCACGGAGUGCUGGGAUCCUUCUCCGAGGAGGUCAAGAGCUGCAGCUGCCCCGCGGAGCAACCCACUUGCCAGGGAGUUGUUCCCUGCAUCGUGGGCACCUCCCCCACCUCCUGCUCCUCCUGUGCCACUGACAACGCGACCCGCUGUGGAGCCUGUCACCACGGCAACUUCCUCCAUCUUGGUUCCUGCCACCCGAGCAUUGCCGCAUCCCUGGACCACUAUCUGAACUUUGACCUGGACAUGCCUGACGCUGAGGUGAAGUACCUGCUUCAGCGACUGGACAGCAGAAUAGAGGUCCAUGCAAUCUACAUCAGCAACGACGUCCGCCUGGGGAGUUGGUUCAAUCCUGCCUGGAGGAAGAGAAUGUUGCUGACACUCAAGAGCAACAAAAACAAGUCAAAUCUCAUCCACAUGCUGAUGGGCAUUUCAUUCCAGAUAUGCUCAACUAAGAAUUCAACACUGGAGCCCGUGCCUGCAGUUUAUGUGAAUCCAUUUGGUGGGAGUCACUCAGAGAGCUGGUUCAUGCCAGUGAGCCAGCCGGACUUCCCCGACUGGGAGAGAACUCGACUGGACGCCGUUGCCACGGCACAGUGUUACAACUGGACACUGUCCCUGGGCAACCAAUGGAAGUCCUUCUUUGAAACGGUGCACGUCUACCUGCGAAGCCGCAUUGUCACAGAUGAUCCAACAGUGAAUGAAACUCUAUUCUAUGAACCGUUGGACUUGGAUGACCAGACCUCCAACCUGGGGUACAUGAAGAUCAACACGCUGAAAGUGUUUGGAUACAGCAUGCACUUUGACCCUGAGGGCAUCAAGGAUCUGAUUCUCCAGCUGGACUACCCCUACACGCAGGGUACGCAGGAUGCUGCCUUUCUGAUGUUGUUGGAGAUGAGGGACCGGAUUAAUAGGCUGUCUCCACCAGCACCGCAGCCACUGGACCUGUUUUCUUGUCUGUUGCGCCACCGGCUCAAGCUGUCGACCGGGGAAGUGGCACGCAUCAAGGAUGCUCUGCAGCUCUUCAACUCCAAGCUCCCCAAUGCUUCUCCUGAACCUGAGCGGGCACAACUCUGCAGCUAGCUGUCUAGCUUAGAAGACAAUUCGGGUUCAGGAGUGCUACCAGACAUGACAGACUGAUUUGCUUCUUCAGGGGCAACCCUAGACUGAGCAGACGAGGGCCCACUUUGUUGGCUUUUGAACCAUAAUCCUCUGGAUUAAUGUUACACCACAUUCUAAAGCCUGACUGGGAUUUUCUGUGGUCACUCUUGGCUGGUUUUCACACUUUUAUGAUGAAGGGGCCUUUGAUGAAACGGACUAAUUUUCAUGAGAAAGAACAGCUGAUACUUGGACUCUCCUUCAGAGGCCCUGUGGUACCAGCCCGGAGGCUUACGUUUGCAGUAACUGCCCUGCUUUUGACAAACCGAACAAUUGGUUGAAGCUAAGAGACUCUCUUACACUGGCAGGUUUUCUGAAUUUGAACCUCACAGAGCCGAUGUCAUUAAGUAUACCUAGACCUCUGCCUUGCAAAGAUGAAGCCAAUUUUCAUAUGUAAAGAGGAACUCUUAAGAGGUCUUCAGAAAUGAGUUAACGAAAGGGGAUUUCUCCUUUUCUACACCUAUUUUCUUUGGCUAUGGAACUUUUUCGGGGGAGGGGAAAACGGGAUAAUAUUAUAUAUGUGUUGAAUGAGAUGUUAUGUUAUGCUUAACAGUUUAAAAUUUGAUAACCCUGAACCCUGUAACUGUCUUUGAAUAUUUCUUUUUAAUCCCUGCCUUCCAUUUUAUCUGGCAUUUGAGAACUCUAAGUGUCUACGCUUAACAUUGAGUGGGAAGCCAGUUAGUGAUGUUCUGUCCUUGGUGGUGUGUCUAUACCCAAAGAAGGUGAACACAUCCGCAAACCGAAUUGCAAAGUACCUUAAAUGAUGAGUUGUUGUUUUUUUUUUAGCAGAAAAUCAUAGCAGAAUCUUCUGAAGUGGUAACAAAAAGGUCGGCAGAUGCAACGCUGUAAAUAACGCUCCAUCUAACCCCAGGUGUGGACAAGUGCACAUUGCUUUUUAGAUAACCGAGUGCAAAGACCAAAAAAAUGUUUAUAACAAAACAAAUUCAUGCCUUAUAUGGAAAUUCAAUGUUAAGAUAAGAAGCACAUUUUGGUUUUUGGUGUUUAAUUUCCCAGUGAAGGCUGUAUUGAUUUUUAUAUUUCAGUAUUUCUACCCAGACAGAACAGCAGACAUGUUCUCCAGGAUAUGUGGUAAUGUAGCUUUUCCAUGUUAAUGCCAGUCACACUUUCUGCAGAUACUUGUUUUGAUUUGGUGUUGUGAAACUAUUUGAGUCACUAUCACACAGUGCACACCUGUACUUGCAUACUGUAAUUGUUCUGCAAAAUCCUUGUAUCUCCAAUUAGACUAAAUUAUCAGUGACUGAAGGAAUUAAAAAAAAAAAUUCUUUGAUUUAGUCUCAGGUCAAUUAAAAAAAAACAAAUUCUUUCUUGUUUUUCCCAUUUUUGUUUUUACAUGUGGGUCCAAUGUCAGCUGCCAGGUACUCAGCGACUGGACAAGAUCUCUGCAGGGCAAUGAUGGUAGGCCUACUCUUGAGCAGGAUGAUAUCUGAUAUGAUUUUACAUUUACUUCACUAAUUUCUCACUGAAAGUCAGUAAACCCUUGUAUGUCAUUUUUAGCUAUUCUUCUGUGCUCAGCUUGCUUAAGUAAAAAACACAGUGGUUUAUCUA
Molecule: messenger RNA, 5007 nt
Organism: Scophthalmus maximus (turbot)
Lineage: Eukaryota; Metazoa; Chordata; Actinopteri; Pleuronectiformes; Scophthalmidae
Gene: brinp2
Product: bone morphogenetic protein/retinoic acid inducible neural-specific 2
Exons: 9
Coding region: 898-3366 (822 amino acids)
Biological process (GO): positive regulation of neuron differentiation; negative regulation of mitotic cell cycle
Source: RefSeq, a predicted model, not a curated record